This is a messenger RNA of Parnassius apollo (apollo), 2601 nucleotides long. Lineage: Eukaryota; Metazoa; Arthropoda; Insecta; Lepidoptera; Papilionidae. The record is from the annotation of a GenBank genome assembly.
AUGUUCCAAAAUAAACCGUUCCAAAGACUUCCGAAAAAUGUCGUACCUAAACAUUACAAUUUGAAAUUGGUUCCAAAUCUCGAGAAAUUUACUUUUAACGGAACAACAGAGGUGAAAGUAUCGAUUGUGAAUCCUACCCAGGAAAUAGUACUCAAUUCUUUAGAUUUGGAUUUGACCAGUGUGACAUUACAAUAUGACGAUUCAGGAUGUGAUUCGGCGCUCACUCCUUUGGAAGUGCGGUUAUCUGCACCGGAUGAGACAGCAAUUAUAGUUUUCGAAAAACAUCUACGCGAGGGCGAUGCAACGCUUUAUUGUGAAUUUACUGGUGAGAUGAACGAUAAAAUGAAGGGUCUGUACCGAAGCAAAUACUUAACCCCAGGUGGCGAAGAACGCUAUGCUGCCGUUACUCAGUUUGAGGCUACAGAUGCACGCCGAUGUUUUCCGUGCUGGGAUGAACCUGCCAUUAAAGCAACUUUUGAUAUAUCGUUAGAAGUGCCAGCUGAUCGAGUUGCUCUUUCAAACAUGCCUAUGAAAGAGGAAAAGGCAAUUGGGGAAAAAAAAUUAAUACAUUUUGAUACAACCCCUAUUAUGUCUACUUAUCUUGUGGCAGUUGUGGUGGGAGAGUAUGAUUAUGUUGAAAAGAAAUCUCAGGAUGGUGUCUUAGUUAGAGUGUAUACUCCCGUAGGCAAGAGUAAACAAGGGUUAUUUGCAUUAGAAGUUGCAGCACGAGUCUUACCUUAUUAUAAAGAAUACUUUGAUAUAGCUUAUCCACUACCAAAGAUUGAUUUAAUAGCAAUUGCAGAUUUCUCUGCUGGUGCUAUGGAAAACUGGGGUCUGGUAACAUACAGAGAGAUGUGCCUUUUAGUUGAUGAAAAACAUACUUCAGCUGUGCAUAGACAGUGGAUAGCUUUAGUUGUAGGCCAUGAGCUGGCACAUCAAUGGUUUGGUAACCUUGUCACCAUGGAGUGGUGGACUCAUCUUUGGCUCAAUGAAGGAUAUGCUUCGUUUGUUGAAUUUCUAUGUGUAAAUCAUCUUUUUCCUGAAUAUGAUAUUUGGACACAAUUUGUAACUGAAACUUAUAUCAAAGCACUAGAACUGGAUUGUUUGAAGAAUUCACACCCUAUAGAAAUACCAGUAGGUCAUCCUUCAGAAAUAGAUGAGAUAUUUGAUGAUAUAUCAUACAACAAAGGGGCUUCUGUCAUACGCAUGUUACAUAAAUAUAUUGGUGAUGAUGACUUUCGAAAAGGCAUGAAUAUUUAUUUAACAAGGCACCAGUAUAAAAAUACUUUUACAGAAGAUUUAUGGGCAGCAUUAGAAGAAGCUUCAAAUAAACCUGUAAGAGCCGUUAUGUCAACCUGGACUAAGCAGAUGGGUUUCCCUAUGGUGCAGGUUACUUCAGAGCAAAGGGGACCAAACCGUGUUUUGAAGAUGACUCAGCAAAAGUUUUGUGCUGAUGGUAGCCAAGGUGAUGACACACUGUGGAUGAUUCCAAUAACUAUAUCAACACAGGAGCAACCUUCAAAGGUUGCUCUGUCUACUGUAUUAUACAAAAGGUCUCAAGAAGUGGUAAUGGAAAAUGUAGCUGAGAGCUCGUGGGUCAAACUUAAUCCAGGAACUGUGGGAUAUUACCGCACCCGCUACUCAGCUGUAAUGUUGGAACAGCUAGUGACUGCUAUCCGAGAUGGCUCAUUGCCGCCUCUAGACCGACUCGGCCUGUUAGAUGAUUGUUUCGCCCUUGUCCAAGCUGGUCACACACAAACCUCGGAGUCGCUGAAACUCAUGGAGGCAUUCAGCAAUGAAACCAACUUUACAGUUUGGUCUUCAAUAUCAAAUUGUAUGUCUAAGCUGAGUGCACUUUUUUCAUACACAGCUUUGGACAAGCCUCUAAAGAAUUAUGGCCGUAAACUUUUCUCAAAUGUCACCAAAAGGUUAGGGUGGGAUGCAGAGGAAAAGGAAAGUCAUCUUGAUACACUUCUCAGGAGCUUAGUGCUAAAUAAAAUGAUCAGCUUUGAAGACCCAGACACUAUAAAAGAAGCAAAGAGCCGAUUCGAGAAGCACAUAUCGGGUGUAUGCGUACUCCCGGCUGAUUUGCGGUUAGAAUGUUACCGAGCUGUGCUGGCCGAAGCAGAUGAAGCUACAUUUCAGCGGUUUCUGGAAUUGUACCGUGCAGCUGACUUGCACGAGGAGAAAGACCGUAUUAGCUGCGCGCUUGGAGCCAUUAAAGAUCCUGCGCUCCUUAAACGUGUCCUUGACUUCGCUAUAUCGGAUGAAGUCCGCUCUCAAGAUACUGUAUUUGUAAUAGUAUACGUGGCUGUAAGUAAAAAUGGACGUGACCCUGCAUGGCAGUUCUUCAAAGAUCAUUGGCAGGAAUUGAUGGAUCGCUACCAGGGCGGCUUCUUGCUCGCGCAUCUCGCGAAAUCGACGACGGAGAACUUCACGUCGGAGGCGAGCGCGCAAGAGAUCGAGGAGUUCUUCGCGGCGCACCAGUCGCCGGGCACCGAGCGCUCGGUGCAGCAAGCGCUGGAGACGGUGCGCCUCAACGCCGCCUGGCUGCGCCGCGACCUAGCCUCCACCGACGACUACUUGCAGCCCUACCACUGA